Molecule: messenger RNA, 1167 nt
Organism: Closterium sp. Naga37s-1
Lineage: Eukaryota; Viridiplantae; Streptophyta; Zygnematophyceae; Desmidiales; Closteriaceae
Source: the annotation of a GenBank genome assembly
AUGCCACUUGAUGUUGCUAAUGCCAAGGCUGAUGGGGCUGCUGUUGCUGCUGGUGAUGGUGGUGCUGCUGCGGAUGCUGGUGCUGCUGGUGUGGUGAGGGAGGGAGGGGUAGAUGCUGGAGGUGACCAAGAGGGGCAAGGUGGGGGACUGGGAGAGAGGAACGAAAGAGAGAAGGGGGUAGCAGAGGAGGGAGAGGGAGCCGAGGGGUCUGAUAAGGGAGCGAACACCUCUGCUGCCCCCUCUUCAGCAGCAGGAACAGCAGCAGGGGGCAGUCUGAGUGGCCCGAAACGACCCUUCUCUCUCUUCUCCUCUCCUCCCGGGGUCCUAAGCACCACCAGCACCACUUCUGAAACCCAGUGGGUGCUGCCUCAGAUUGCGUUAGCGCACAUGCAUGGGAAGGGAAAGGGGCCGAGAGACACGUACCAAUGGACCCAGUGCGUUCCUCCUCUCCCUCUUGAUCAACUCCGCUCCCACGGCUGCCCUCUCCCCACCGCUUUCACCAAGGUACGCCCUUUAAGGUCUCAGUGGGCUCUGCUGCCUCAGAGUGCGUUGGUCCACGUGCAUGGGAAAGGAAAGGGGUCGAGAGACACGUACCGGUGGACCCAGUGCGUUCCGCCCCUCCCUCUUGACCAGCUUCGCUCCCACGGCUGCCCUCUCCCUGCCGCCUUCACCAAGCCCUUAGAGUCCCAGCUUGUUGUGCCUCAAUCAAAGUGCGUCGGCCCAAGUGCAUGGGAAGGGCAAGGGGCCGAGAGACACGUAUCGCUGGACCCAGUGUGUUCCUCCUCUCCCUCUCGACCAACUCCGUUCCCACGGCUGCCCUCACCCUGCUGCCUUCACCAAGGCGCCUCAAAGGGCAUCUGGGGGCUGCGUGGCCUCUCAUCUGCCCUGGUUCUUGCUCUUCCCACAUUCCUUCUCCUGUUUCAGAUCCUCGAAAGUGGUCUGGCGCGGGACGAGGUGCAGUGGGCAUCUAGAGGGAUCCUUGAGUCUAGCCUGGCAUGGGACGAGGUGCACUGGGCGCCAGGGGGAGUGUGGGUGCUCCUGAUCCUCGAGUCCAGCCUAGCAUGGGACGAGGUGCAGUGGGCGCCAGGGGGGGUGUGGGUGAGGGGGCUGCACUACCCCGUCGUUAGGGCCCACUUCAUGCCCCGCAAAUCAUUCUCCUCGCAUUAG